CAUGGAUGAGUUUUCUUGCAUGGUAACAUCUUAUGAACUUAAACUGUCUAUAAAUUGAGAAUUAGUGCUAAUUGAUAACUACUCUCUCGAUUCUCUAAGCAUGGCAACCAAUUUGCUUCUUCCACCUGCUGCGAGAAGACCAGAAGGUAAGGUGGCACUGAUCACUGGGGCAGCUACGGCCAUUGGCGAGUGCAUUGCCAGAAGCUUUUGUAAACACGGGGCCAAAGUAGUAAUCGCUGAUAUUCAAGAUGAUUUAGGCCAAUCAGUAGCAAAGGAUCUUGGACAAGACGUAGCCAUGUUCAUUCACUGUGAUGUAUCUGUAGAAUCAGACGUAAAAAAUGCAGUCGACACUGCAGUCUCCAUCUUUGGUAAGCUCGAUAUACUGGUGAACAAUGCAGCCACUGGUGACCCCCGCAAACCUAGCAUCGUCGACAACGAUUCAGCUGACGUUGAGAGAGCUCUCAGAGUGAACUUGAUAGGAUCUUUUCUAGGCACCAAACACGCUGCUCGAGUGAUGAUUCCUGCUCGACAAGGUAGCAUAAUUACUCUUGGCAGUGUUUGUUCCAGUGUAGGUGGUGUUGCUUCUCAUUCAUACACCAUGGCAAAGCAUGGAGUAGUGGGUCUAGCAAAGAAUGCAGCUGCCGAGCUCGGACGGUUUGGGAUUAGAGUGAAUUGCUUGUCGCCUUACUUCAUUGAAACCCCAUUGGCUAUGAACUUCUUUAAGAUGGAUGAGGAUGGACGUUAUGGUGUAUACUCAAAUCUUGAAGGGGUCAAACUGAAACAAGAAGAUGUAGCUGAAGCCGCUAUUUAUUUAGCAAGUGAUGAAUCCAAGUAUGUCAGUGGACAUAAUCUAGCAUUAGAUGGCGGUUUUACCACCAUUAAUCCUGCUUUUGGCUUGUUUUCAAGGUUUUAAGCCACAUGCUAGUGUAGAGAUUAGCAGGAUCUCAAUCCAUCCAUCUAUAUGUAGAAAGUAACAAUGGGGGAUUCUGAGUUUUUCGCUCUUGAUGCUCAGAGCCUGUACUAUGAUGUUCUAGUAGGGGAUUCUAACUUGUCCGCUCUUGAUUUUGCUUCUUGUCAGUGCCUGUUUGAGUUACUAGAUUGGGCAUGCCUUAGCUCCACUCAAUAAGAUCUUUUUUAUUGAAUU
Messenger RNA from Ricinus communis (castor bean), 1144 nucleotides. Its product is annotated as secoisolariciresinol dehydrogenase. Gene Ontology annotation, molecular function: oxidoreductase activity. The record is from RefSeq and is a predicted model, not a curated record. The transcript has 2 exons. The coding region runs from base 101 to 913 and encodes 270 amino acids. Lineage: Eukaryota; Viridiplantae; Streptophyta; Magnoliopsida; Malpighiales; Euphorbiaceae.